AUGAACACUGUUGUAAUCGGAAUCUCAACGCUCUCAACUCUCCUGCUCUUUCUUCUCUUCAAGGCGGGAUUAACCCAAUACCUCGAUGGCAACUGUGGAAUAACACGGAAAAGCCAGAUUGCGAAUAAUAUCUCGGCUCCUUGGAUGGCUUAUCUGCAUACGACCGAAUUGAUAUACGUGUGCGGCGGAACGCUGAUUUCUCAAAAGCUCGUAUUAACAGCCGCACAUUGCAUUAAGGACAACGAGCAACUAGUAGCCCGCCUUGGGGAGUUAACAGGAUUUCGUGAAGAAAAUGACACAAUGCAAUCAGGGUUUCUUGUUAACCAAACUUUUAAGCAUCCAUCCUACAAUAUGAAGACAUUUGACAACGAUAUUGCAAUCCUCGGGUUAGCCACGGAUGUGGUGUAUACAGAAAACAUCAAACCCAUCUGCAUUCUGUGGUGGACCUUUUGGAGACAGUACAUCGACAAUAUCCAGGUGCUCACCGGAUAUAGAUGGGGAAUAGCCGCAGAAAAGAAUGAAAGCGAUUCCUUCAUGACUCAAGACGUUAGCCGCCAGCCAUCAAAAAUGUGCAGCACCUCAAAUGAGGCAUCCAUUUUGAACACCCAAUUCUGUGCGGGAAAUUCAGAGAGCUACCUGUGCACUGUGGACUACAGUAGUCCUUUGGGGGCAAUGGUUUCAUACAGGAACUUACGUCGUUUUGUCCUGAUCGGCAUGGCAACCUCGAACCAAAGGUGCAAAAAGCCAAGUAUUUACACAGACGUGCUCAGCCACAUCGACUUUAUUCUCAAAGCGUGGCGGUCUUAUGGUAAAAAUCAAACUGAUUCUACACUAAGUACAACGACACCGAUUCCUUUAAAUGUACCUCUGGGUAAUGCAACUGAGCUGCCGCCUCCCGAACCGCAAAGUCCGGUCCGCCUCUCCUCUGCCCCGCCCCCCAAUCCCCGCUCCCCGCCCACCUGCCAGACAUCGGGAACCCCCAACCCCAACAUGGGCUUGAUUAUUGGCUUAGCUCAUGGUCUGGCCAUUUUACAAUUGCCUCCACUCCAUCCGGUGGCCCCCAAUUGA
This is a messenger RNA of Drosophila ficusphila, 1068 nucleotides long. RefSeq names its product chymotrypsin-like protease CTRL-1. The transcript is spliced from 5 exons. Gene Ontology annotation, molecular function: serine-type endopeptidase activity. Lineage: Eukaryota; Metazoa; Arthropoda; Insecta; Diptera; Drosophilidae. Gene Ontology annotation, biological process: proteolysis. The record is from RefSeq and is a predicted model, not a curated record. The coding region runs from base 1 to 1068 and encodes 355 amino acids.